AUGCCGGCGACGACAUCGACCAGUUCUAAAAAGGCCCCCGCGCUAAAGACGCUUCAAGCUAAAUUGAAGUCGUUUCUAACCAUGUUUAAGGAUAUCGGUGAGUUUGCACAAGCGUUCAGUGUUGAAACUACUGCUAGCCAGGUGACGGUGCGACUUGAGAAGCUAGAAGAGUUGUGGGAGAAGGUGAAUGACGUCAUCUUGGAAAUCGAAAUUCACGAAGACUAUACGGCAGAGGAUGAAGCUUAUAUACAGCAGCGGUCGGAGUUUGGCAACAAGUACUAUGCGGUAAAAUCGGCACUUUUGGACAAGGUUAAGGAAUUGGAGGAACAUCCGGCCAUGAAUACUUCUCUUCGCGCCAAUGAAACGACGCAGCAACCUACCGUUGAGCACGUUCGUCUCCCACAAAUCAAACUUCAAACGUUUGAUGGAAAUAUUGAUGAGUGGUUGAGUUUUCGAGAUCUUUACACUUCGUUGAUUCACUGGAAGGCCGAUCUACCCGAUGUUGAGAAGUUCCACUACCUAAAGGGAUGUUUGGCUGGUGAGGCAAAAGCGUUGAUAGACCCACUAUCUAUUACAAGGGCAAAUUACCAAAUUGCCUGGGAUACGCUUACAAAACGAUAUAAUGAUAGCAAGUUUCUGAAACGAAGGCAGGUGCAAGCACUUUUCAAGCUACCUUCGUUAACGAGAGAAUCUUCCGCUGAGUUGCAGGCCUUGUUGGGAGGCUUUGAACGGGUUGUUCAGACACUGGAUCAGCUUAUACAACCAGUAGAUUACAAGGAUUUGCUAUUGUUGGACAUUCUAUCCACACGAUUAGAUAACACAACAAGACGUGCCUGGGAAGAAUAUUCUUCGACGAAGGAAAAUGACACAGUGAAAGAUUUGACCGAGUUUCUACAAAGGAGGGUACGAGUUCUUGGAUCAUUACACACGAAGCCUACGGAAGCCAAGCCAGAGUUUUCACGACAAUUUAGGAAGGGUUUUACUCCAGCACGUCAUAGUCAUAAUGUUGUUCAAAACACAACGGGAAAUUGCGUGGCGUGCACAGAGUCGCAUCCGUUGUAUUUAUGUUCAGCGUUUCAGCGGCUUACGGUGUCUGCCCGGGAUAAACUACUUCGGACGCAUUCUCUUUGUAGGAAUUGCUUUAAAAAGGGGCACAGGGCUUCGGAUUGUCCAUCAAAAUACGUUUGCCACAUCUGUAAGGAAAAGCAUCACACGUUGGUAUGCUUCAGAGCUGAAAGCAACCAUGCUGCUAAGGAAAGGAUUAGCAAAGACAGUGGUGUAACCAAAGAGGUGUCAUCGCAGGCUGCUAGUACAUCGGGUACUCAAGUGUCUGCAAAUGUAUCUGGUCAUAAAAUAUCAUCCGUGCUGCUGGCUACAGCGGUCGUAUUGGUGGAAGACGACCAAGGCUUUCGUUUUCCAGCGAGAGCUUUACUAGAUUCCGGCUCCGAAUGCAACUUUAUGACAGUAGGAUUGGCUCAAAAAAAUGAAACUUAA
Wyeomyia smithii (pitcher-plant mosquito) is the source of this 1494-nucleotide messenger RNA. RefSeq lists its product as uncharacterized. Gene Ontology annotation, molecular function: nucleic acid binding; zinc ion binding. The record is from RefSeq and is a predicted model, not a curated record. Lineage: Eukaryota; Metazoa; Arthropoda; Insecta; Diptera; Culicidae. The coding region runs from base 1 to 1494 and encodes 497 amino acids. The transcript has a single exon.